Messenger RNA from Penicillium bovifimosum, 1911 nucleotides. Its product is annotated as TFIIH subunit TFB1 family protein. Bases 1 to 1911 code for a protein of 636 amino acids. Lineage: Eukaryota; Fungi; Ascomycota; Eurotiomycetes; Eurotiales; Aspergillaceae. Gene Ontology annotation, cellular component: transcription factor TFIIH core complex; transcription factor TFIIH holo complex. Gene Ontology annotation, biological process: nucleotide-excision repair; transcription by RNA polymerase II; transcription by RNA polymerase I. The transcript is spliced from 2 exons. The record is from RefSeq and is a predicted model, not a curated record.
AUGGCACCUCCGAGCGGAGCGGCCUCUUACAAGAAGAAAGAUGGGACCCUAGCUAUCUCCGCAGAUGAGAAGUCGGUCUCAUGGACUCCUGCAGUUGCAGGGGUUGGAACCAAAAUCUCCAUUCCAGUGAUGAAUAUCACUAAUUUGCAGCAGACCCCAGUCACGAAUCCGAAAGUGAUGCUUAAAGUGUUUGCCCAAGCCCCCGAUGCUCCUCCGAACAGCGCAUCCGAUCAAUAUGUUUUCCUCUUCACGGCUGGUGCGGACGCCCGUGCACAGGCCGAUCUCAUCAAAGAUACGUUGAGUGCUCGGGUCAACGCAAUGAAGGCGGGUACACCAUCCCAGACUCCGGGACCAAGUGGGGGAGGCGAAGGUCUGUCAGCGGCGAUGGCGAUUGCAAAUGCCGUCACCUCCGCAGCGACAUCGAAGAACCCUUUGGAUGAAGAGAACAGACUUCGGGCGGACACUGAGCUACAGCAAUCGUUGCUACGAUCUGAUGCAAAUCUACAAAAGAUGUUCUUCGAGGGAUUGCAUACGAAACCGGAAACCUUGCUAUCUGGGGCGUUCGUGUCGCAGUUUUGGUCUACACGGCUGCACUUGCUGCGAGCACACGCAAUCGAACUGGGGCAAAUGCGCGGCUCGUACAAUGUGCUCUCCACGCUGAAACCCCGGGUCGAAGAUAAUGUGACACGGUUGAACAUCAGCAAAGAGCAGAUCCAGCUCAUUUUCACACAACAUCCGCUGGUCAAACGCGUGUACGACGAGAAUGUGCCGAAACUCAGCGAGCAGCAGUUCUGGUCCCGCUUCUUCCAGAGCCGGCUUUUCAAAAAGCUGCGCGGAGAACGUAUCACAGAGGCUGACGCUACUGAUACCGUGCUGGACAAGUACCUUCGAACGGAUGAGGCUGCGGAGCCGGACCGGGAAGCGAAUAUCCAUCAGUUUUUGAAUCUCGCUGGUAACGAGGUAAACCACAGCCAGCGCCGCGGAAAUCGGCCUGAUCUCGAUAUGAGACCAUCUGGCGUCGACAAGGUCCCCAUUAUCCGGACUUUGAAUAGCCUGAGUGAAAAGAUCAUGGCCAAUGUGGCACCAGCCGACGGUGACAUGAGUGCCCCGAUCGGACUGAAUGAAGAAGCAUGGAAAGAGCUCCAGCUUCAGGAUCUUCGCGGAGAUGAAGAGCAAAGUCGCAUCACUUUGAACAUCCGUGAUCAAAGUCGGUUCUUCUCCCAUGGCCAGGAGGGCGACCAGACUAAGCAACCUGCCAAACAAGAUCCGGAUCAACUUCUCCGAACUCUGCGAUCGGACAUCAACCAGAAUCUCCCGUCGCAGGGUAAUACCCAAUUGGGCAAGUUGGUGGAUCCCGGCGAUGACGAAGACGAGGAGAUGGAAGAUGCGCCUGCCAGCGGUCGGCCUGUCGGAUCAUCUGCCGCUCUACAUGACGCAUUUUCUCAGAUCCUGCAGGCAUUGCGCGAGCGUCGAACGCAGAUGAGCGAAGGAUCAGCAUCAGAGACCUACGGGCUGUCUGUAGCACUCUUCGACCGAUUGACCUUGACACACGCUACAACGACAGAAUUCCUACACCAGUUCUGGCAGGCGUUCCUCUCUGGUAACCCCGACCGAGCCGGAGAGGUUGCGUCUCUAGCAGAGUCUCUCCGACGAGCAGCAGAGCGUAUCCAGGCCGUUGCUAACGAUGCUGAGGCCGAGCGGAAGGUCGAAGUUGAUCGGUUAAGGCAGCACGCCCGUGAGGUGUAUGAGAGCACCGGGCGUAAGUUAAGAAUCAACCUUGAAGGCGUGGAGGGAGGCCAGAAGGUCGUCAACCAGCUUCUCGGUCCUACGCUCCAUGCACUGGAGCUCGCAUCGACCCGAUACCAGAAAGAACUGGCCGAACAAACCAAAGAAGCGGCAUUGGCUGUUUAG